Messenger RNA from Insectozyma verbasci, 2289 nucleotides. The record is from the annotation of a GenBank genome assembly. Lineage: Eukaryota; Fungi; Ascomycota; Pichiomycetes; Serinales; Debaryomycetaceae.
AUGCCUAAUUUAAAAUUAUCAUCAUUAUCCAUACCGAUAAAUAAUAAUAACAACCAAAAUAAUCAAGAAUUUACAUUUCCCACCGAUCAUUUAAAAGCUCCACAUCGAGGAACUACACCACGAGAUUCAUCAGAUUACUUUGUAAAUUUUCAUCCUUCACAAUUACCACCAUCUUCACCAACUCAGCAACCACCACAAUCAAUACAAAGAAAAGCAUAUUAUAAAACUCAUCAUAAAUCAGUAAAUGAUUCAAUUGGUUCAAUAAUUUCAAAUACUUCAGAUUUAACAAUAUGUGAAUCAAAUAAUGGAAGCAUACCCAAAUUAAAUGCAUUAAAUACUUCACAAAAUAUAUUCAAGAACUCAACAGAUACUUUAGUGGAAGAUGAGAAAAUGCAAGAUAGUGAUUCUGUUCCAAUGUUUCAAUCAUUACAUUCUAUACCAACCCUCAAAAAACAAAUGACAAUGCCUAAUAUAAAGUUACUUAAUACAUCUUCAUCGUCUUCAUUUAUUGACUUUUCAUCAAUUAAUCAAAAUGUAAAAUUGGAACAAAGUAAGAGAAUCAAUUCAUUACCUGUUGUAGAUUACAAAUCGCAGAUUGAAAACUUAUCACCAAGAAUUAAAUAUGUCAACUUUGUUGAAAUUGAAUCUAGGAUGUCUAAUUUAGAUGAUUGUUUAAUCAUCGAUAUUCGUCCAUUUGUUGAAUUUGUUAAAAAUCAUUUAAUUUCAAGUUUAAAUAUAUGUCUACCUUCAACAUUAUUAAAAAGACCAAAUUUUUCAUUAAUUAAACUGAUUAAUUCAUUACCAGAAUAUGAACAAACUAAAUUCAAACAAUUUCUUGACAAAAAUUCACCAGAUUCAACUUUAAUAAUUUAUGACACAUUUCAAAAUAGUUUAAACUUAUUCUAUUAUCUUAGGAAAGUAGCAGUAGUUGAUAAUUUAAACUGUAACAUUUAUUUAAUUAGUGGUUCAUUAUUUGAAUUUCAAACAUCAUAUCCUCAAAUAUUCACCAACUCAACUAAAGAAACAACCUCAGAUACUUUAUUACCUCCAAUUAUAGUACCACCAUCUUCAAAAUCUCCAGUUUCGAUAUCUUCAAAUUCAUCUACUUCAUUAUCUAAUUUUCCAACAUCAAGUCCAAUGACAAUAAAUUCAUCAUCAACGCCUAUUUUAACAUCACAAUUUCAAUUGCCAAAGAGCAAUUCAAGCAACAUUAAUAAUCCAUUAAAUUGUCCACAUUUCAAAUUUAAAACGGAUGAUUUAUUAAAUGAGAUGGAUUAUAUGGAUCAAUGUAAUAAAUUCAAUUUAUACAAAUUGAACCACAUUCCAGCAGAUUUAUCAAACAUACCUAACUGGUUGACUAAUAAGAUACUUGCUCAUAAUGUUCCAUCAAUGCAACAACUCAAUUUAGAUUAUUAUAAUUUGGAAAAAUUAGAAAAGGAGAGAUUACACAAUGCAUUAAAUAAUAGAAAUGCAAUGUCUGAUGAAUAUCCAACGAUAAAUAAUGGGAUUGAAUAUGGUUCAAAGAAUAGAUAUAAGGAUAUCCUUUUGUAUAAUCACUCCAGAAUUAAUUUAAAUCAUAACAAAUCAGAUAUCAAUUCAUUUGAAAAUUACAUAAAUGCAUCAAUGUUGAGUAAUAGUUAUGUUGCAUCUCAAGCACCAUUACAAAACACAAUUGGAGAUUUUUACAGAAUGAUAACUAAUGAUCAAACCAAAGUCAUAAUUUCAUUAACUGAAUCAAUAGAAAAUGGAAUGCAAAAAUGUGUCAAAUUUUGGACUCCAGGUACUUAUCAAUCACAUACUGAUACAUUCACUACUUCAAUAAUUAACGAAGCAACUGUUCAUUCAACUAUAUUACGCAUCAUCAGAAUUGUAAAGAAUGGAAGUGAAGUAUUCUACACAUUCCAAAUUCAACUUUUAUCAUGGCUAGAUAUGGAGAGUUUAAAUAAUCCAGCCAACUUAUUGGAAAUAAUUCAAUUGAAACAAAGUUUAAUUGGUGAUGGACUUGCUCUUGUUCACUGCUCUGCUGGUUGUGGUAGAACAGGUACUUAUUGUGUUAUGGAUACCAUGAUAUCCAAGAUAAAACAUGGUAAUAAUAUUAAUGAAAAUACUAUAUUUACUAUUGCUAAUGAUUUUAGAAAACAACGUAUGAAUUUGAUUCAAAAUUGUAAACAAUUUUAUUUAAUUUAUGACGUUUUAUUGAUUUGGUAUAAUACUUUAGGAAAUGGAUUUGACGGUUUAAUUGAAUUGAAUAUUGUUAAUGAAUUUAAAAAAUAUAUAGAAUAUAAAUAA